UCCCCCAUGACAGGAAAUCACUGAGGAGUUCUUAGCUUGUCGGCAUUAUCCUGCAGUAACUGAUAUCAUAUGAGUAGACUUUGAAGAUUGAAUUUUGAGCCAAUGUCUACAUACGCUUGUCUAUACGUCAAAAUAUGUCGAUAGUCACACCAAAGUGUGAUUUGUGGCUGUGUCGCGUCUGUGACUUCGCGAUAUUGAAUUCACGGUUCUGCGCCACAAAAAUUUUCUCGUAUUGUAAUCUGAUUGUAAUACAAGCCCAAGCCUCGAGGUAUGUGUCUUUCCUCUGAAUACUCAUACAAAAUGACUUGGGUCUAAGGUGUAGGCGAAAUGUUUUAUGAGAAUCACAAUGUGGUGGAAGCAGCAACGAGAGAUACUAAUUUUGACACAACUGCAGCUCCCCAAGGCGCAUCAGUAGAGAGUGUCCAAGAGCUAGAAUACGAUGGGGAAGAUGAUGACGAGGAAGAUGAUGAGGAAGAUGAGGAAGAUGACUCCGCGUCUGAGGGCGAUGAUCUACGAGAGGAGCUUGAAGAAGUCCUCGAAGGGGACUUCGAUUUCAAAGGCUCCUAUGCAUACUCUUCUCUGUUUACAGAUGCCCCUAAUCCUGUUCUCGAUAUCACCGGCGUCGGGCCCAUAGGCCUCCCGCUUAGUCCACGCGACGCCCAGUUGAUCAUAACAUCCGCGACGCAGGCCCCGUUCGGGCAUGGGACUGAGACUAAAAUUGAUACGAGUGUCAGGCAUACUUGGGAAAUUGAACCAGCGAGAGUGAGUUUCGGAAAUGCGGUUUGGCAAACGUGGAUGGAGGAGACAGUAGUCAGGGGUGUUGCAACAGCACUAGGCGUCCCAUUUUCCACAACACCCCCAAAGUGUGAAUUGUACAAACUGCUGUUGUAUGAACAGGACUCACAUUUCUUACCACAUCAAGAUACAGUUAAAGCACAAAAUAUGUUCGCGACCAUCAUUGUCGUACUCCCGUCCCCAUAUACCGGCGGCCAAGUCCACGUCUCUCACUCAUCUUCCCAGCAAGUCUUCUCCUUCGAUUCGAAUUCCCUUCUUUCGACCGCCGUCAUGGCCUGGUAUACCGACGUCCAACACGAGGUAAAACCAAUUACCUCUGGCUAUCGUCUCGCCCUCUCCUACAACCUUGUUCAUGUCACCCCUGGUGUCCCUCCUCCCAUCCUUCCGGAUAUGCACUCCUCCAUCAUAUCGCUCCGCCGAGUUUUGAAAAAGUGGCGGACAUAUAAAUACCCUGACAUUGAGCCAAAUAUUAUGUGCCAUAUUCUCAGUCAUAAGUAUAGCCCAGCGGGACUGAGUACCGGGUUCAAGGCUCUCAAAGGAAAAGACUCAUACCUAGUCGCGCAGCUCAUGCCCCUUGCUGCGGAACAAGAGUUUUUCGUCGGACUCGCAAAUUUGACGUACCACCAGACCGGGACAGCAGAUGGUGACGGAGGCUAUGGUAACUACUAUAAACGCAGACGGGGAUAUGGUAGGUACGGGUACUACGGUGAUAGUGACUGUGAUGACGAUGAUGACGAGGAGGUGCCGGGAAUUGACGAGGUCAUUGACACAACUCUUACUGUGGAUAAUCUGUUCGACAUGGCGGGAAACAAACCUGCAGGGAGUAAGAAGAUUUCGUUAGAUCUGGAAAAUUUGGUGCAACAAGAUGCUUUCGAGGAUGUUGAACCUGAUGAAGAUCACUACGAAGGAUAUAUGGGGAACUAUUCUGGCGAGGUGGAACAAUGGUACAGACGCACGGUGCUGAUUAUCAUGCCUGAAGAAAGCGCGCGCAGCAUCCUUUAUACUUCCGAUUAUGCACUAGGAAUUUUACAUCGCGCAGCACUCGAAAGGCCAGGAAAACCUUCUCCGGAGGAUUUAUUGUUUGCGGAUUUGGUGCUCAAUAAUUCCCAGAACUCGCCUGCAACACUUGUUACAAUGGCGCAGUACGCUGUGUCAUGGAAUAAUUUAGAAUUGUGGAAGAAGGUUCUCAGAGCUGGAAACUGGACUGCUUCUUCGGUACUUCCUCCCAAGGAGCUUGUAACAGGGUGGAAGGUAUUUUCCUUUGAUAGUGUCCGCAGCAGUUUUGAACAAAUAGUGCAGAAAGCUCCACAGAUUUCAAGGGGAAUUUCUCUCAUUCGCGACCUGGUUGAAAACGGACCCCAGGAAGAUUGUCAAAUCGCUCAACAAUGGGCUGAACAAGUGAUUUCACAAUUACUGACAACUUUAGAGGCACCCACGGUUCAGGAUGUCUCUCUUUUGAUUGAGACGGCGAGGAAGCAGGGCUUGUCAUAUCUCACCUGCACACUAAUUCCCCGAUUGGAGAAGAAAUCUGGUCUGCAUGAUUUUUGGUUGGCAAUGAUCAAGGAGUUAGAGUCCAAUCGGACUUAUUUCGUUUCACCACCGGAGGCGGAGGGUUCUUCCACUUCCGAGACUCAAAAUCAAUUCGAGAAUACGAAGAAACGCUGCUUAGAUAUCGUCGUAUGCAACUGGGAACACGGUAUUGCCGACCCACCUCCUGUGAAUAAUACGCCAUACUACUCCCACAGACCUCGACCUCCUCCUCAAUCUCCAGUUAAUCACACAACGCGUGUCAUCCAGAUUCUGGAUCUUUGCAUCGACGUAGGGGUUCUGGAUACAUGCAAAGUAUUGCUCGGACUUGUCAUGAAAAAGAAACCCCCGACGUCUGACAAUUUCCAGACGUUGUAUAGCCCCGUUAUAUCUCACAUCCGACAAAAACUCUUGACCACGAACGACUCGGUUUCCCUCAACUCAGACGUUUUUGUUGACUUUAUGGGGCUUAUCCUACAGACGCUCAAAACUCCGUCGAGCGCGGAUGUACCUUGGAUUAUAGAUAUUGUACGGGCAAAAGGUGCACCAUACAUGAUUCAAAGUUUUGUACCUCGUCUCGAAAAAAACGUAGCGUUGUAUCAUUUUUGGUACCAGUUCAUAACCACACUCGUCAAGGACGAGACAGUCAUCGUGACCAAGUCGACGGUGACUGAUCCUGACUCAAAAAACUCAGUCCGUAAGUUCAUCGAACGCUGUUUGUUCAUAAUCGUCACAAAUUGGGAGCAUGGGCUGACGGACCCAGUUCGUGCGCGCGCCUAUCCCUAUUAUCAAGCUCCUACUGCUGUAUCACCAUCUACCUCCACCCCUUCGCGCAUCACUGAGCUUGUCGAACUUUGUUUCCUGGCGCGAUUUCUUGAUCCGUUGACCAGAUUAUGGUCACUGCUCGCAAAAGCGAAGCCCUUAACGUUGCAGGAAAACUUUCAAACCAUCUACAACCCGCUGAUUCCACAACUUCGUCAACUUCUGAUGACCAAGAACCUUGAUAUCUCCUCGUCUCCAUUUUUAGAGUUGAUUCAAGUUGUGCUGGGUUCCUACUUGCGGUUCGUUUUGGGGGCACGACCUAAUCCCAAUGCCCUUGUUCCGGCUCGAAAGCUUGGCUGUGGAUGUUCCGACUGUCAAGUUCUGGACAAUUUCUUGAUGUCGAAAUCUCUUGAACAAACUUUCCGGCUCGUGCAGGCAAGAAGAACUCAUUUGGAGAGACAACUGUACUCUGGACGGGAUCUGGUUUCAUUUACGACGAUUCGAUCUGGAAGUCCUCAUGGGCUUGUUGUGAAGAAGAACCGGCAGGUUUCAGACUAUCAGUCUUGGAUGCAACGACAGAGCCAAACAAAGACGUUCUUGGGCACAAUCGGGGAUGGAAAUAUGCUCCAGAAGAUCGCUGGCCACCGGUAUGGAGAUGUCCUGACGGCUUUCGAGGGUAAACAACAGUUUAUGUUACCAUGGAAUAGCGUUGCCUCUACUUCCGCGAGUACCCAUCAUUCUUCCUCCGGUGCAACGGGAAGGACCCCUUCAACCACCAAUUCCAACCCUACGGCAGCUCCUAUGACCACUUCUCUACAUGGAGCUCCUCCCCCGCAUCUUCACAACCCGGGUUCUUCAUCCACUCGAAGUACGAGCUAUAUGUGGCCGUAUCAGCACGCUUUGUCUGCUUCUACUCCUGCCAUUGUGAUGACGCCAGGGUCUUCGAACCCCAUGCCCAUGAUGACUGGCAGCUCCGCACUCACAGUUCCAGGUACCAACAAGCGGAAGAAGAGCACAAUGGUCAGCAUGGAUACGAUUGACCUGACCGGAGAGGAUUAGUAGUUCGCAGGAUUAGCAGGAUGCAUUGUAUCAUGCCAUCGCGUUUCUCACAAAAGCACCACACCAAUUGCGGUGCAGCAACCUCUGUUUACAUUACAAAAUAUAGCUAACUGUACGAUACUUUGAGACUACUUCUGCAUAUAAUUUCAUAUA
Molecule: messenger RNA, 4296 nt
Organism: Lentinula edodes (shiitake mushroom)
Lineage: Eukaryota; Fungi; Basidiomycota; Agaricomycetes; Agaricales; Omphalotaceae
Exons: 8
Coding region: 328-4143 (1271 amino acids)
Source: RefSeq, a predicted model, not a curated record